Molecule: messenger RNA, 609 nt
Organism: Didymodactylos carnosus
Lineage: Eukaryota; Metazoa; Rotifera; Eurotatoria; Philodinida; Philodinidae
Source: the annotation of a GenBank genome assembly
AUGAUAUAUGUUCAACAAACUGGUGGAAUACAAUCUAAAUUACCGAAAACAAUCAAAGGUGGUAGUGGUACUCGUCCAUGGAGAUCUUACUUUACAGUUCAUGAUUCAUUGAAUGCUUCUUUUGAAACAUUAGUACAAAUUUUACGUGGAAGAAACGAACAACAUCGGAUAUUUCCGAUUAAUACAGUGUUGUUGGCCGAUAUUGUUGAUCUCAUGAGAAAAUUUGCAUUAAUAUUUGAUCAUUUGGAAUUUUCGAAUCAUUCAACGCUACAAAACAUUGUUCCUAGUUAUUAUAAAAUGGCUCAUUAUUACGAUAAAUAUUGGCCUUCAAUAACAACAUUGCAUUGGAUCGCAACAUACUUUGAACCCACAUUCAAACAUCUGGCAUUUAUUGAUGACAAAAAAGAUUCUGAAAUGCGUAAAAAUGAGAUACGAAAAGGAUUACAUGUCUUGGUCAAUGAUACAUUAAAAAUGAAUGAUGAUGAUCCAAAAGUAUUAACAUCAUUAUCUUCAUUUGUCGUUAAUUCACCACCAAGCAAAAGACGUAAAGACGAUCCUUUUGCAAAUCAAAAAAAUCAAAUCAAAUUUAUUUCAUGUCCUGGAUGUUAA